This is a messenger RNA of Toxoplasma gondii ME49, 5839 nucleotides long. RefSeq lists its product as hypothetical. The transcript is spliced from 11 exons. Bases 843 to 5033 code for a protein of 1396 amino acids. The record is from RefSeq and is a predicted model, not a curated record. Lineage: Eukaryota; Apicomplexa; Conoidasida; Eucoccidiorida; Sarcocystidae.
GCGAAAAGAUGAACUCGCUUUCGAAGGGUUUGAGUUUGUGUAGAGGGUGCAUCGACGACCGGCAGCGUUUCCUUGACGCUGAGCAUGCGCUAGAACCGACAACGAGAGACUGAGGGGUGAGCUGGCAGAGACAAGAACAAUUGCUGUUUUUGUGGGCUGACCCAUUUUUUCCCUCUUAGACCCUACCUCGUUUUCCGUCUUCUCUGACACGCCUCGCUUCGACAGAAGCGGCUCGGGACACGACUGCCAGUUUGUUUUUUCUCGAGAGUCUCGCGUUCGUCCCUUGAGGUGGAUUCGCGAUGGCCCAUCGGUGGCAGAUUUGUACUCCCUCUUUUUUGGCAGAACUCGUUUGUGUCCCAUUCAGCUGAUAGCUGCGGCAUCACUCCCGGGUCUAGAAGACGUUCGAGACUGCCGCUGUCUUUCAUCGCUUCUCCCGCCCUUUCUCCGUCAAUGCUCUUGUCUGUUGUUUCUGCUGUGUCGACUUUUUUGUGCGCACUCUCUGCCUUUUCACGCGUUCCUUCCCUCGUCUCUAUCUCCUGGUUGCGUUGCUCGCGCUGUGUUCCGUCGUCCACCCCCCCCCCUCGGCUGCCUGGAAGAGGCAUUAUGGCUUGAUUAGCAACCAAAGGAGCCGAAAAACGUAGAGAAGACCAUCUUCUCCGUCAAAAGGGAGGCAGCUGAGCUGUGCGAGACAACCUCGCCAGGAACACACAUCUACAGACGCGCGGCAUGUAGUGAAAUCUGAGUCGGGACGGGUGCGAAAAAGCCUCAUUUCUUUCGUGGCCGGGUUCCCAUCCGCGGCCGUGUGUUUCGUUUGCUGCUUCCUUCUUUCUCCUUCGCGCAAAAUGACACCCCAACUCUCUCCCCGCUCUACGCUGCAUUCGUCGCGCUCUGCACGCGCUUCUGCCAAGCCUCCGAAAUCUCCUUCCGGCUCUGCGCAAUGCGCGGGCGACCGGCUGUUGUGGGUCGUCGACGCUCACGCGUCAGGCGAACUUUCCACGGCUUCCGCGCUUCGCGCCUUGUCCCUUCUGCUCUCCUCCGAUAACUGGGUCGUCUCCGCAACAGGUAUCAGAGACAUGAUCCUCGUCGCCGAGCGGCUUGCGCGGUGCUUUCGUGGCCAGGUGGGCGAGGAGCAAAGCGAAAAGAGGGAAAAUCCGCGUGAGACCAAGAAUGGAAAGCCCCAGAGACAUGCCUCUUCGACCACGACGGCAGACGGCAAGGAUGUUAUACCGGCUGGUGACUGUUUGACGGACAGAGCCCAGAAGGACUCAGAGCGCGUCUGUGUGGCCUGUGCCGCCUCUGAUCUUUGGAUAGACCGGGCACAGGCCUCUCUGCGUCUCCUGCGGAACGAGACGAACUGGGGCCGGGGAGACAUGGAUCUGCUGGUCGCUGCAGCUGCGACUGGCCGCGGCUCUGGCGGAGGGGCUGGAAGCCGAGCGGCCCAAAGACGACGCAGGAAGAAAUGUCGAGAGGGCAGAGAGGCCGUCUCCCUCGCUGCGUCUGCGCACGAUGGCGACGACAACCACGAUGAAACAGAAGAGACAGGAGGUGUCCGGGCCAGACAGCCCGACGGAAACAGCGGGGACAGUGACGGCGCUGCGCUGGUGAAGGCUGUCACCUCACUCACACAGGCCAUCGCCGCCAGAAUCAGAGUCGAAGCUAACCGGAAGCAGUUCUGCCUCCCAACGCUGACAUCGCUGGUUCGACGCCUUCACCGCCUCGCGCUCCUGCCGCUUCUCCAGCCUUCUUCGGAGCUGCCGCCGGAAACGCUUUCGCCCGUAUCUUCGUGGCUCCUUCUGGUCGACCUCUUUCCUCCCCUUCGCAGGGUUCUCCGCGACAGCGUAACUGCGGUGCUGGACGUUUUGGCAAUGAAACCGGGCACACGGGCCUUCUCAGUUUCCGAGGAGGAAGGCUGCUUCACUUUGAAGAGCGCGUGCGCAGAAAUGCUUCACCACGUGCUGCACCAGUCUGCCAGCCUCUCUCUCUUUUCGUCUUCUCUGACUUCCCUGUCAUCUGCCCUCCGAUCUAGUUGCUUCGAUCUCGCCUUCGACGAGAACGAGGACUUGGCUUUUUACGGACGCUCGACGCUCUGCCGCUUAACUUGGAUCUUCCGGCGCACGUCAGCUGCAGCGGCUUCUCUCGCUGCGUCCGGCUCGUCUCUCGCUUCAACGUCAACUGCGCCCCAGGACGAAGGGCAAGAGCAUCAGCUGUCCUUCGAAGCCAUCUUUGAGCAGACAAUCGUCAUUUGCAACAGCCUUUUCGAUCUGUGUAACACCUUCUUAGGGUCGGCUUUAGAAGACGGUAGCUCGACAAAGGGCAGGGGCGGAAGCCAAUCCACAGCCAGGCGCUUUCGCAUGCAGGGCCACCAGGGGCGGCAGCCGAUCUCUGCUUCUCGUACGAGCGAAGGAGGCUACGACGAGCGAGAAACCAGCGGGGGUUUGCCAGAGGCCGUCAAGCACUUGCGGGCGAAGAACGAAUUCCAGCGAGCCGUGCGGGCGAUUCAGCUGCUAAGAGACCUUUUGCUUUUCGGAAGUGGCCAGGCGGUCCCCAAGGAGGGCGCUCUGGGUGUGUCUCUCGCUCCUUUCGAGCGUGAAGGCGGACGCUUCAUGGUUGUCAAUGUUUCUGCCUGCUUGGGCCUGCUUCGCGCGUUCCUCGACACCGUCAUGUGUGUGUUCCACAAAAAAGCCGAAAAGAGCUUGGGCAUGUCAGACAGUCACGCAAGCGAUGACACGGACGAUGCGUCCAGCGAGGCAGAAAUUGAAGCGUUGUCGGAGCCAGAAGAAGACGGGGAGGGAAAGGAGCGAACCCCCCGAAAGCGUGGCAGAGAUGGCAGGCAGAUCGCGGUGAAGGGGAACCACAUGCAACUGACUAACUCCCAGGGUGAUCACGGAGACCAAAAGAGGAAUGGGAAGACACUGCCGAAGUGGAUGAAGGAUAAAGACAGGUCUAGACAGCCGAACCUCGGUAUAUCUGCGUCUGGGUCUAACACUCAGAAACGCGAUCAGCAGAGCGAAACAGAAGACGAAGACAGGUCAGCAGAUCCAGGUGGCGACGGACGAAAAGCAGCGUGUCAGGUGCCGUUGGCGAACGCGUAUCUCAACAGCGCUGAAUCCCUGACAUUGUAUCAGCAUCUCCGUCUCACAGAAGCAGAUGUCUUCUCGAGCCCUCUUCUGGAAUAUAUUUUCACAGCGACAAUUGAGUGUGUGCAAGCGUUGCUCGACGUUACCGGAGAUGCAGGAGUUAUGGCCGAUGUCACUGGAUUCGCCUCGUUCGCCAGGACGCUUCUGCAGGCGUCAACCAUCGAUGCGUUACCUUCUAUGAUAGCAGCUCGCUUUUCUGGUAUCAUUUGUUCUUUUCUCCACUCCUUGUUCACUACGGCACCGUUUCUCUUCCCUCCGCUCGCAGACCUCUCGGUGGGGUGGACUGCGUCAGUCCUUGAGACCCUGGGCGCUCGUCUUCCGCUGGAUUCGUGUUCUGCGUCCCCACACAUGCCACCGCUUGAGGAGACAAGCCAGCCGGCGAAAGCCUUCAGAAAGCUUCGCCUGGUCUCGCUCUGUCGUGCUGUCUAUGCUGAGCCUUUCUUUCAAUUGGGCCAGGUAGCUGUGUCUCGACGGGGAGCUAGCUGCUCGCCACUUGGCGAGUGGAGGCCAGGUGCGCAGACAGGACACCGUAAUCGCCGUGCACUCGAGGGAGGCGAAGAACAAGCUGAGGGAUUUUCAAGCGUCGACGAAAGGGGACAAGAUUCAGUGAAGAAGAGACAGAGACGGAGAAGGGGACACGAAGAAGAGAGACGGGCAAGUAUCUUCGCCGAACAAGCCUCACUCGCUUCUCUCCAAGAUAACGACGGCCUCCACCUCAUUCUGUGCGUGUGGCGGGACACCUGCAGACUGCUCGGAUUGCUUCUCACUAUGGAGGCUUCACGUUCCUUGCGCGGUGAACUCGCCCUCACCCGCCUUCGAGGAGCGGCUGAUGGCAUGUGCCUCGACAUUCUUCUCAGCGGUCUCGUAGGCCCCACUACUUCCCCCUCUCUCGCGUCGCCUCUCGCGGACAUGGUCGUCUCAGACACGCCUAGUUUAACGGCCACUUUGAGACUCCUUCGCACCUCCCUAGCUCGAGGGAGCAUGCCUCCGAGCCAACAGACAGUCGAGGCUGUGUCAACGCUCCUAAGCAGACUGAAUCGAUUUAUUGACGGCAAAAGACGAAGUCUGUGGAUGGGAGAUUCGUGUAGCUCGCCCGGCUCUGGGACGGCAGAGACUGACGAUGGACGCCUUUCUGUUCUCUUGGCAGCAAUCGAAGGGAUUAGGAACUGUCUGUCGCUGAGGCGAAGUUCCGGCAUCGUUUCUUGUUUGCCUUCGCUUGUGUCGGAAAACAGUGGGGUUGCUGCAUCUCUACAACAGCUUCGCCGUGUCUGGAAAACUGACCUUUCUCGGUCGGCUAAAGGCCAAAACCGAAACGAAAGGUCGAGCUUUGUAGAACUGUAUCGAGAAACAGUUGAGGCGCAACUGAUAUUGGGAGCCAUAGAGGCGAGUGAGGAGAUGUACAGACAGUCGCGGGCACAAAAACGGGCCAAGGCGAAAGCGAGCGGUCAGCAAGCAGCGCCAGAAGGAGACGCAAGUGACACAAGCAAAGAUUCAGACGAAGAGUCUGAAGCGAGGGACGCACAUGGUGAACAACCAUGCUUGGUCAAACAGGAGCACAAAGAGAUGCCACAAGUUGCUCGAGGUAACCAAGUGGAAAGCGUUAUGGAUGAUCGUUUAGAAGAGAAAAAAGAACGAGAUGCGGAGCUAGAGGAAGAAGGCAAUGCUCCAGCAGGUGAAGACGACGAACCAGUUGACAGGGAAGAGGAGCACGAUUCGCGUAACGCAGAUGAAAAGAAGGCUAGUGACAAUUCGGCAGUUUCCGACGCUUCCGACGCAGGGGAAGAUGAAGAAAGCGACAGCGAGGAGCUGGUGUCACUCAUAGAGCGCAUCCGGCAAAAGGAAGAAGACGACUUCGACGGUUUGCAGUCUGACGACGACAGCGAUAUGGAUUUCUGAGCCCUGUGUCAGUUCUUGAGAGCCGGCGCCGGGUCUCGAUUGUUCCAGCCUACCCCUUGCAGCGUGCUCGCUUGUUCACGGCGCUGAGCCCUCAAUCACGUGUCCAAUCCAUGGUGAUUCUUGUGACUGCGUUGCAUUUUCGUGCCACAUAUGCCAUGGUAUGUUUGGAAACCUGCCAGCUGAGCUGUUUUUUAGGUUGGUCGUUUGUAUAUGGGCUGAUCGACGUCGUUGUUGGGGCUGGCCUACGGCAUUGGGGCACGAGUCUUUUGCCCAACUGACUUGUGGUUGCAGGACGCGGAUGGGACGUUGUAUUUCGUCCGUCGCCUAGGAUAAGUCGGGGUGCCCCUUUCUGAUACUGGUGCAGAACCCCCAUCCGCGACCGGGCACUCCAUCAGCUUCUCUCAAUAUUUCACUUGGCUUGCAAAAAACCUCUCACUUCCCCAGGCACUUUGCAGUAUUUUUAAACUGUGGAUUGUCGGUUCUCCGAUCAGUUGACAAUGCCUCUCUUGAAGGCUAUUUACAGAGAAAACAGGUGCGACGCCAGCACACAGCAUAUACAGCCCCUCCGCCAAAUACGAAACGAGAGGUGAUGACCACCAUUCACGCAACGCUGAUCCGCGCGCGAUGAGGACCAAGAAUAGAUUGUUUACACUGGGAACUAUCUCCGUAGACGCAUAAUCAAAGCUUCCCUACGUACGGAUCACAAACACAGAGUGUCAGCAUGUUCACCUCGGCAACAGACCACGGACAUACUCAGUUCAUGCAAUUCACAAUCUCGGUGUUGAGACUCCUCUCUCCAAUACCGC